Drosophila willistoni is the source of this 551-nucleotide messenger RNA. It is a transcript of the gene MED22, whose product is annotated as mediator of RNA polymerase II transcription subunit 22. Gene Ontology annotation, molecular function: transcription coregulator activity. The record is from RefSeq and is a predicted model, not a curated record. Gene Ontology annotation, cellular component: mediator complex. Gene Ontology annotation, biological process: regulation of transcription by RNA polymerase II. Bases 44 to 475 code for a protein of 143 amino acids. NCBI's taxonomy places the organism in Eukaryota, Metazoa, Arthropoda, Insecta, Diptera, Drosophilidae. The transcript has 3 exons.
UGGUAGAAAUAAAAGACAAAACAAAAUAUAUAAACAAUAAAUAAUGGCCAGCGGGUCUAGAACGACUAUAUUGCCGCAGUCUAAGGAAGCAUUACUAAAAUCCUACAAUGCGAGACUCAAAGACGAUGUACGCAGCAUGUUGGAGAAUUUUGAAGAAAUAUUGAAACUGGCACGCAAAGAGAGUCAUAGCCAAAUCUCAAGGACAACGCAAUGUGAACAGGAUGCCCUCGAAAUGCAAGUGAGAGCGGCCAAUAUGGUUCGAGCCGGAGAAUCGUUGAUGAAACUGGUGGCCGAUCUGAAGCAAUAUUUAAUACUCAAUGACUUUCAUUCGGUCAACGAGGCAAUCACAAAUAAUUCUCAACUAUUCCGAGCCACACAAAUCGAAUGCGAUAAAAAGUUGAUGAAACUACGAGAUGAAAUGGCCAUGGAUCUGUAUGAUCUGGAAGAGGAAUAUUAUACUAGUAUCUUUAAGUAGAUAGAAUAUAUGUAUAAGUAUGUGUAUUUAAUUGAGAAACAAAUAUUAAGUUCAUUAAUUUUGAGUGUUCAUCAGA